Molecule: messenger RNA, 2616 nt
Organism: Closterium sp. Naga37s-1
Lineage: Eukaryota; Viridiplantae; Streptophyta; Zygnematophyceae; Desmidiales; Closteriaceae
Source: the annotation of a GenBank genome assembly
AUGACCGCAGACCAGCGUUUUUUACCCUCUAUUUUCCCCUUUUUAACAUCUAGAUCGAUCCCUCCCCAACCUUCCACCAGCAGCACCUUCCAAGAAGCCCUCCCGCCGCCGUUCCUCCAGGCGCAAGGGCUGGGCGGCAGUGACGUCAUCCUGGGCGGCGGUGUUUGUCGUGGCCCUGGGCCUGCUGACGUGGACGCUGUACCUAUCUUGCCACGUGUCAGCUCAUGGCAGCAAUCGGUGGGAGGAAGCAAGGAGGGACGCAAGGAGGAGGAGGGGGAGCAAGCAGACAGAGAAGCAGUGCGUGUGGGGGAGGGUGGGGGCAUGGGGCAAAGGCAAGGGGUUUUCGAGGAGAAAGGGAUGGAGGAUGGGGAAGAGAGAGGGGACAAUGGGAUUGAUGGGAGGGUGGAGAAAGAAGAGGGGCAGUGGCGGCAGGGGGAGGAGGGGCAGGAUAAUGGGAAACAGCAAGGGCAUGGAGAUGGAAGGAUAUAUGGGGAAGGAGGAGGAGAGGGUAAGAGAAACGGGUCAGCCUUGGAGCAGGGAAAGGGGGAAAGGGAAGGGGUGAUGGGGAAGUUGGAAGAACAGAAGAAGGCACUGCAGCGACAGUCAGCAGAGGUGCAAUCGUGGGAGGAGGAGGUGAUUAAGAGGGUAGGGGCAGUUGAGAAGAGGGAGUGGGAUGUUGCGAGGAGGGCGAAAGAGAUUGAUGCAAUGGGCAAUGUUGAGACAGUGGUGCACACUGAGACUCUAAGAGCAGCCUACUCCCGCACGCCUUUAACGAGACUGCAGCAUUCCUGCACCUCCCACCCGGCUCCGUUGAAACUGCCUGUGACGCUCACACUCACCCUCUUUUUACUACUCUCUUUCCUUACCAUCCCCCCCUCCCCUCCCACCAUCUCCCAACCUCCCAGCCUCCACCCUCACGCCUUCAACGCGACUGCAGCAUUCCUGCACCUCCCACCCGGGUCCAUCGAAACACCACCAGCAGCAGCAGCAGCACCAGCAGCAGCUGAGCCAGCAGGAUCACAGGCAGCAGCAGCAGCAGCGCCCAAGGCUCUGAAACCCCCCAAGCAGUUUGUGCGCGAGGCAGUGGCAGGGCCGCUGGUGAUAGCGGGCAUGGUGUAUAACCGCGUGUUCGAUGGGGAUUACACGCGCUUCUGGGCUCUACACGUGUGGCAGUGGUUGGAGUAUCAUCGAUAUGCGGGAGUGACUCGGUUCUACUGGUACGACGAGGCCAGGAGCGAUGAGGAGGACCAGGACGUGGUGCUCGCUCCCUACAUCGAUGCCGGCCUGGUGGUAUACCACCGCGUGCGCGAGCUGCCAUUCGUGGAGGGCAACUUCACAGCGUACCUGGAGAGGGUGUUUCGUUGCAAGCAGGGGGCUGCUUACAACCACUGGGUGCAGCACUAUGCAUCGGAGGUGCACUGGGCUUUCCACACCGAUAUCGACGAGUAUUUCUUUACCCCGUGCGGCACGCCGCCCGGCUUUCUUCGUCACUACCUGCAGACACUGCCAAAUACGACAGUACAGGUCCUGAUUCAGAACAUGUUUUUCAUCGGCGACCCAUUAGGCUCUGACACUCACACUCUACUAGAGCGCUACACCCUACGCAUGCCCGACUCCUCUGGGCGCCACCGCACCAAACCCAUUGCAUGGCUGCCCCUCGCCGCGCACCUCAUGGACGACUGUAUCAACCCCCACGAGUGGGCUGUGAUGGAGAACGGGCCGCCGCCAUUGGUCGAUAUGGAAAAGAUGAGGCUGAAUCACUACUGGGGGGACCGCGCCGGGGUGAUUUCGGACAAUACCCCGGUUUACACGAUGGAUGUUACGAUGAUGGACGAGUAUGGGGACGGGCUCGUGAAGGAUGAGUCAGCAAAGCCCAUGGGAGUGUGGCUGCGGCAGCGCAUGCAGGUGGCAUGGGCGGUCAUAUCGGCACAAGCGGUUCACAAGGAGAGGGAGCGGCUCAGGAAACGUGUGGCUGAGGUGAAGACACGUGUCAGGCAGCUAUUGGCUCUCGUUCCCCGGCUGUUGAAGGGGAGAGAAGUUGGGGGAGUGAAGAGAGGAGGGGGAGAAGAGGGAGAUGGAAGAGGAGGGGGGGUGAAGGGAGGGGGGGGAGGAGAGGAGAGUGAGGAAGCAGGGAAGUUGGAGGGUGGGGUGAGCAUGGAGGUAAGUGGGUUGGCAGGGGAUGAGGCCAUGGGGGAGGGUGAUGGUGAUGGUGAGGGUGACAUGAUGCUGGGAGGGAAUCUCAUGAUGGGUGAAUUUUUCCUUGCAAAUAUUCUCAAUGCCACUAACGCUACAGCUGCUGCAAAUGCUACACUUGGUGCAAGUGUGGUAGCUGGAGCAAAUGUUACCCUGGGUGCGAAUGUUACCGCGGGUGCGAAUGUCACUGGGGGUGCGGGUGUUGCCAAGGGUGCUGCUGCUGAGGCGACCAGUGGCGCGAACAGCAGAGAAGCAAGAAUCGCCUCUUCUUUGCCUGCUGUGGCAGUGAUUGGUGCGAAUGCGACUUCUGAGGCGCCUCAGAAGUCUUCUUUGCCUGCAGUGACAAUCAGAGGGGUGCAAUCAGCAGAGAAGCGAGAAAAGAAGAUUCUCAGGCUGCAGUGGCUCUGGGAAUCCCCCCACUGA